AUGUCUGGCGGUCCUUCUACAAGUGUACCUGAAGGAGGAAACGUUCAGUGGUCCAGGCAAGAUACAGCAUGGAUAAUUGAUAUGUACCGUCAAAAACCUUGCUUGUGGAACAUAAAGAGUGCUGAUUAUAAGGACAGAAAUAAACGUGUAACAGCCCUUACAGCAAUAACAAGAGAAAUAGAAAAGAAGUAUGCAUCCGUUACCAUUGCGGAUAUAAAAAAGAAACUAGAUUGUUUGCGAAAUCAGUACAGGCGUGAAAUGCGACAGAUGGAAAACUCUCGCAAGUCAGGAGCUGGGACGGACGACGUGUACAGCCCCAAGUUAUGGUGCUUUGAUGAGCUUUCUUUUCUCAAUGAUGGUGGCAGGGUCAGAGUGAAACUGAACCAUGAACCAGUAUUUGACACCACUCAUCAGUUUACAACUUUGCCCGCCAGUCUUUUCCCGGUGAAGGAGUAG
Messenger RNA from Portunus trituberculatus (swimming crab), 456 nucleotides. RefSeq lists its product as uncharacterized. The transcript has a single exon. The record is from RefSeq and is a predicted model, not a curated record. Bases 1 to 456 code for a protein of 151 amino acids. NCBI's taxonomy places the organism in Eukaryota, Metazoa, Arthropoda, Malacostraca, Decapoda, Portunidae.